UGAAGGAACUGCACACCAAGCGUGUUCAGUCGUUACGAAAGGAACUUGACUAUCUUAAGGCAACGGAGUGGAGAUAUCAGCCUAUAGAUCGAUACUUAAAUACGAGUCAAAGAAGCUAAUAUGUUGUCGUUAAUCUACAAUGGAAUUCAGUAUGCUCUUAAAUAUGCAUAUUCAAAGACUGAAGAAGACAUAGAUGAAAUAAUAUCUCGUAUAAAGAGUACAAAUGAGGAAGAAGGAGAGGAUGAUAUAGGUGUAGAAGAUUUAUUAAACGAAGCAGGAAGUUACUAUAAAACAGGAGUUAUCACUCUUGUUUCCACAAAUUAUGUUCUCAUUGAUGAUUGCUACACAUAUGAAAAUGAUCUCACUCACAAUCUGAAAGUAGGCGAUAAAGUUUAUUACAUGUUGUAUUUGCGCGAUUCAAAUGGUGAGCCAAAAGUAAAGAAAAUUAUUUCUGUGAUAAAUGAAACAUCCUGGGAUAAUGAAAAUCAAUUAAUAAAAACUAAUGUGAUCCACAAUCCUAUGAUAUCAAGAAAUGUAAUUGCCAAAGUGACAAAACGUGAAGGUCGAUAUGCCAUAGUCGAACCAAAUAAUAUUCGCAUUGACUUGAGUAAGGUAGAAGCCAACUUCAUUCCACUAGUUGGAGAUUGGUUGACAUUAGAGUCUUUGGUACAACUGGAUGAUAAUUCUACGGAUUUGAGUGGGGAAAUCUUAGAAGUAGAUAGGAUCAAGCCAUUACGGUCUUAUGAACAUGUCGGUGUGAUAUCACAAUAUAAUUCAGAAAGAGGAGUUGGAGUAAUUGAUAAGAAUGUGAUAUUUCAUAAAAAUGCAUGUGAGCCUGGUUAUAUUCCUCACGUUGGCGACAAAAUACAGAGUUACAGCACAGAAAGUGAUCAAGGGCUGUACAGCUGGAGAUCUAUAACUGUAAUUCCAAUGUUGGAGCUUUCCAAGAAGUCUAUUCCGUUGUCGGUCAACAACAAUCUUUUUUCGAUUUCAUCAGAUUGCGGUGAUUUACUCAAUAACAAAAAUGACAUCAUUAUAGAUGAUGAGUUGAAAUUUAAUUUAGAUAUACAAAACGAGAGUACUUUGGAGGUUUUGAUAAAAAAUACUGGCACUUGUUCUCGUGUAUUGCAAGGUGGAGUUUUUAUGUCGCAGAAAACGUUGUCUCAAGUGUCACUAGUGUCACCGGCAAAUGUAAAUACUAGUACAGUAAUAAAUCCCUCGGAAAGUGUUACGUACACCUUCAAGUGUGAGGCAAAAUUUGUUGGUAUAUCCGAGGAAGUGUUCAUUUUCAAAUUCGAGGACUUCGAAAUCGGUAGAUUGUUUCACAUAACUGUUAAUGCAAAAACUAUUUCAAAAAAAACGGAAUCUGUUGCGCAAAGAAAUAACACGAAAAUUAAUUUGUUUGAUUUGGAUGAGCUAAGCCAAACUACAUAUAUUCCUGGUAUAAAGCCAUACACACCACCUAAGUUUACGGCAAUGCGAGCUGGAGUGUUUAAAGUACCCCGAUAUAUCUGGGACGCAGUUUUGAAGAUUAUGAAGGAUAUAAGCUCAGAUAUGGAAUGUAUAACUGCUGUUGAAGAUCAAAUAGCUUGUCUUCGAAAACCGCUCACUUACGAAACAUACAGAGAACGUUUCCAUACGUUGCUAUAUCUGGAAGAAAUAGCUCAAGUACUUAAUAUACAACAAUAUAACAUGGAAAAUGUAGUUUUGCGACGAUACGGGGAGUAUCUGUCACUUCAAGUGCCAGGAUUAACCGAAAAACGACCUUCUUUGCUUGUUGGUGAUAAAGUGAUAGUAUCUUUUCAGUGGGACAGCUCUAAAGGGAAAUUAAAAUAUGAAGGCUACAUUCACAAAAUUACGGGUACCGACAUCUUUCUCAAAUUUAACGAAAGAUUUCAUCAAGAAUAUCACAGUGAGAAUUGUCACGUGACCUUUAGCUGUUCAAUGACCACUAUUCACCGUUGUCAUAACGCUAUCAAUUUAGCUAUGAAUCGUCUCGGAUCUGAUUUUCUAUUUCCUACCAAAAUAUCACAAAAAGAACCACAAGUGUACUUUGACGAAUACGAGACCGAAGAAAGAUCCACUUGUAGACGGAUUCGUCGUAAGCAUACCGAAUCUAUAUCUUCUAGCAAUUCCGAUUCCUGUAAUAGUAUUACGUCUUUCGAUGAUACAAGCUUUGACAGUACAACCAAAUCUUCAAGAGUGUCGGUAGCGGAAAGGCUUUUCCAUGUUAAACCUAUUAAACCAUCAGUUGGUGAAGCAAGAACAACGGCACAAAUAGACACAAGCCAGAAUUUUAAAACAAAUCCAACAAAGAACACUGAUGAAAAUAAAAUUAAUACCACAAUAUCGAGGGAAAUAGACGAAUCAGUUACUCAGAUUAAUGAUGAACAAAAACAGAAUAUUAUUGCAUUAAAGAAACGGAAAUUAAAAUGGUUUAACAAAAAACUGAAUUAUUAUCAAAAAGAAGCUGUGAAAAACAUAUUGAAAGGAGUGGCACGCCCGUUUCCCUAUGUAAUAUUUGGUCCACCUGGAACUGGAAAAACAGUGACUCUUUGCGAAACAAUUUUACAAAUUCUGAUUGAGAUACCUGAAAGCAGACUUCUUGUGGCAACACCAUCAAACAGUUCAGCAAAUUUAAUAGCGGAACGAUUGCUGGAUGCCAAUGUACUUAAACCUGGUGAUCUGGUUCGACUGAUAGCUCAUCAUUGUUUGGAUAGCGAUGUUAUUCCCGAAAUAUUAUUACCUUAUUGUGCUACGGCUGAAAUGGAUAUAUGUAAGAAUAAUAGUCAGAUUUAUAACGAGAACGGACCGAGAUUGAACUGCACUAUGUCCGUUCUGGGUCGUCACAGAAUCACUAUCGGCACGUGCGCUGCGGUGGGAAUAUUACACCACAUGUCUUUUCCACGUGAUCAUUUUUCGCACGUUUUGAUCGACGAAGCGGGUCAAGCAACCGAGCCGGAGAUCUUGAUUCCGCUGAAUUUCAUUCAUUCCAGCAGCGGCCAAGUUAUACUUGCGGGUGAUCCUAUGCAACUCGGGCCCGUUGUACUGAGCAAGUUUGCGAAAUAUUUUGGAUUAGGCGAAUCUUUCCUGUCGAGAUUAUUGCAUCAAUUCCCUUACCAAAAGGAUCCUGAAGGAUUUGAAAGUGGCUACGAUCCCAGACUUGUCACGAAACUCAUUGUGAACUAUCGAAGCUUGCCAGAGAUACUAGAAUUGCCAAACUUGAUGUUUUAUGAUUCAGAAUUACAACCUCACAUAUCGCCUGAAACGAGCAAGGAAGCUAAAUUAUUGAAAAUUCUGAGAGCAGAACUACCCGAGAGAGAUGGAUUACCACCGGCCAUAAUCUUCCAUGGUGUCAAUGGUCAGAACUGCAAAGAUGUUGAUAGUCCAAGUUGGUACAAUCCCGAAGAAGCAACACAAGCAUAUAUUUAUUUAUUAAAGUUGUAUAAAUAUGGGCUUGAGCCAGAUGAUAUUGGAAUCAUAACUCCUUAUCAGAAACAGGUAUUCCAAAUCAGAGAUUUGUUGACGGAGUUAGAUGUUAAAUUACCGAAAAUCAGCAGUGUGGAAGGAUUUCAAGGUCAAGAAAGAAAAGUGAUUAUUCUCUCGGUUGUCAGAUCGUGUCAGGACUUAAUCGACAACGACAUCAAACACGCUCUAGGAUUUGUCGCUUCACCCAGAAGACUUAACGUUGCAAUCACUCGUGCUCAGGCACUGCUUAUUAUUCUAGGAAAUCCCAAUUUACUUGUUUUAGAUCCCCUUUGGAGAACUGUUCUGACAUAUUGUAUCGAUCGUAAUGCAUAUAUAGGAUGUAAUUUUGUCUCUCCUUAUAUAACAAAUCUCCAAAGCACAAAUGAAAUUUUGUCAACUACUGAGAAAUCAUGUGAUUCUUAACACUAGUUACAAGUGUUUGUUCACUAAAAGCCUAACUUAAUCGGCUUAUCGUCUAUCGAUAGAUUCUCGAUAGUGUCCGUACUCAAAACCCAUUCGUUACUAAAUAAUGUUGCAAUAAACCUUCAUUUGCUAUUUCUAUUUAGUUUUUUCACGAAAUACUGUAUAUUUCUCUUUUUGCACGAAAUACAGUAAAAUUUUACAGAAUAGAUAUGAAUGUAAGUUGUAAUAUACAAAAAUCCUUAUUUACCUCCAAAACUUAUGUGUAUUUAUAGACACGCUUCGUAAAAAAUCUCCGAUCAAGUAUCAUCGUUAAUCCAAUUAGAAGUGGAUUAAGCAGGAAGAAAUGAUAUAUAUUUCACAUCAACUAAUUAUAUUUAUAAAUCUGUCAUUUUCGAUGAUAGAGAGAAAUAGACAAAAUUGACGGUUUUUAAAAGAAGAUUACGCGAUAAACAUCAUGUAUAAUAAAUAGAAAUGCGACAGUCUCUUUUUACACAAAAAAAUGGUUUGUCAUAUUUGUUUGUAUAGUAUCGAUUUUGACUAUUGAAUAAAAAUACAUUCAUUUCAUGCCGUAUCCAAAUGUAAUUUUCAUUAUCAUCCUUUCCUUUCGUAUUCGGGAGAAGUUACAUGGUUGCUUCACAGAUCCGAAGCUUUUU
Pseudomyrmex gracilis is the source of this 4544-nucleotide messenger RNA. RefSeq names its product probable RNA helicase armi (gene armi). The transcript has 7 exons. Gene Ontology annotation, molecular function: helicase activity. The coding region runs from base 121 to 3891 and encodes 1256 amino acids. The record is from RefSeq and is a predicted model, not a curated record. Lineage: Eukaryota; Metazoa; Arthropoda; Insecta; Hymenoptera; Formicidae.